AUGUACAACAGGGUGGAAAUGAAGAAGAAAAGUAAAGAGAAGAGGCACUCAGCUGGCUCUCCAAAACUAAAGAGAGCAGUGAUGCUCCUGAACUCCAUCAAACAGGCCAAGAUGUGUUGUCUGUUGGCAUCACAGAGUCAAACUGAAAGGGAUGAUCUGCAGAAGCAAGGAACAACACAAAGCAAACUGAAAAUGCACAGUUUGAUUCGAACGGUGAGGAAAAUAUUCUACCUAGUUCUCGGCAUCAUUGGCUUUCCUGUCAAUUUAGUGACUGUUGCGAUCCUGUUUCGAGGAAAAUGUGGACUCUCAGCCUGCAGCUCUCGUUACCUUCAGGCCAUGGCAGUGGUGGAUCUAUUGGUCGUUAUCAUUGAAAUCAUACUCAGCCGAAUCAAAGAUGAUUUUUUCCCACCAUCAUUCUUGGACAUCACCCCUGUGUGUAGUGUUCACUAUGCCCUGUGCCGUGUAGCCAUAGACUGCUCUGUGUGGUUCACCAUCAUGUUCACCUUCGAUCGAUAUGUCGCCAUUUGUUGUGAGAAACUGAAAACCAAAUACUGCACUGAAAAAACUGCAACUGUGGUUCUUGCAACAACCGGCAUUCUGCUCUGUUUAAAAAACAUUCCCAUCUACUUUAGAUUUGAACCUCGGAAGAUUAUUGACGGCAUACCAUGGGGCUGCUCGAAUUCAGAUGCAUAUUAUGAUGACCCUGUCUGGAAAGGAUUUAAGAACUUUGAAAAGAUUCUCACACCCAUUUUCCCAUUUGGUUUAAUUCUGUUCCUCAAUGCCCUGACAGUCAGACAUAUUUUAGUGGCCAGUCGAGUCCGUAAAAGUCUGAAGGGUCAAAGUGAGGGAGAAAGUUCCAGGGACCCAGAGAUGGAGAGCAGAAGGCAGUCUGUGAUUUUACUCUUUGCCAUAUCUGGCUGGUUUGUUUUUCUGUGGUUUUGGUAUAUUUUGUAUUAUUUUGAUGUUGAUGAUCCUUUAGACAGUCAUGGUGAAUAUAGAUUUGAAAAAGUUGCAUAUAUGCUGCGGAAUUUGAAUUGCUGUACGAAUACCAUUGUCUAUUUGGCUUCCCUUUCCAAGUUCAGAGAGAAGCUCAGGAACCCGCUGGAAGCUAUAUUUACAUAAAUAACUGAACCAUCUACAACUCAAAGCUACUGAGAGUGGAUAGUCACAAAAAUAUUAUCCUGGUGCAGGAAAUAAAUGCCAACGGAUGUUAUCAAUUGGCAAGAGGCGACAGAAAUUUGGAGAAUCAGAAGAACAUUGGCAGCAGUUGUCGGAUGCCAAGUAAUUCAGGGUCAAAGAGAAGAGAUGGCUGUUGGACAAAAUAAGGUCAGUGAAAAGGAGGAAUCAAUAACGUUAUGGAGCAGCAGAACAAGGGCAAGAAGUGUUUCACAGAGACCCCAAUGGAAAUAAAUAGAUAAGAAUUAGGAGCGGCAGGAGGCCAUUCAGCCCUUUGCAGCUGAUGCACCAAUCAAAGAGAUCUUGGCUGAUCUCUGGCUUUUCUGCACCGAAUCUAAAUCAGUUGAUGUUAAGCUGUGAAAAUGAACAAUCCCAGUUUUGUACUGAAACUAUUGAGUGUUGAAUUUCACAAGAUGAGACCAAGAAAGCAGAGAAAAGUCAGCAAAGCUCAGGAACUGACCUUUGGGAGACCAACGAUAAAGAUGGCAGGAAGAAAGUCGAAGCACCUCCUGCAGGACAGGAGGAAGAGCUGGAUUGACAGCUUCUCCGACACAUACACUGGUUCUGAGUUUGUUCCAUCCACUCAGGGAAAGAA
This is a messenger RNA of Stegostoma tigrinum, 1771 nucleotides long. Its product is annotated as probable G-protein coupled receptor 139. Gene Ontology annotation, biological process: G protein-coupled receptor signaling pathway. Bases 1 to 1122 code for a protein of 373 amino acids. The record is from RefSeq and is a predicted model, not a curated record. The transcript is spliced from 4 exons. Gene Ontology annotation, cellular component: membrane. Lineage: Eukaryota; Metazoa; Chordata; Chondrichthyes; Orectolobiformes; Stegostomatidae. Gene Ontology annotation, molecular function: G protein-coupled receptor activity.